Molecule: messenger RNA, 3897 nt
Organism: Malaclemys terrapin pileata
Lineage: Eukaryota; Metazoa; Chordata; Testudines; Emydidae
Product: WW domain-binding protein 2-like
Exons: 9
Coding region: 547-1074 (175 amino acids)
Biological process (GO): positive regulation of DNA-templated transcription
Cellular component (GO): nucleus
Molecular function (GO): chromatin DNA binding; transcription coactivator activity
Source: RefSeq, a predicted model, not a curated record
AAUGUGUGUGAGUCCCUGCACAUACUUUUGGGGCUCAAUGUGCUUAUGUCUGCACUAAUCUCACCAGGAGAGAUUGUGGCCUAUGGAGACCAAAGCCCUUGUAUAUUUCAAGGCUCCUGCUGUAUUAAACGCCUUUGUUGUGUUACCUCAUCUAUUGCCAUCACAAAGAGCUGCUGGUCACUCACACAGACAUUUCACUGCCUCCAGCACUCCUAGGGAGCGUGUGACACUGUAGUCAAGAGGCAGAGCACCUUUCAGUGAUAGGGAAUGGAAGUGACCAGGUACCAAUUCUCCAGGACAACCAACAACUCUGAGGAAAGUGUACACACAGCAUAGACCACAGGGAACCAGUGCAGCAAUCCUCUCUUCCUCUCUUUGGACCUGAUCCUAUGAGGUACUGAGUGAGCUUCAACAUCAGUGGGACUUGGGAGGCACUCAACACCUUGUGGGAGUUACUCAGCAUCUCACGGGAUCGGGCCCCUUCUCAGCAAACAUUCAUAAAGGGUUCUAGCUCAUUUCAGUAACAUACUGCUAGUGCUGGACGAGAUGCCAAACUUCCCUGAGGAGCUCCAAGGGGCAAAGAAAGGGAUUCUGUAUCUCACACAGUACAAAAUGAUAUUCCAGCACAAGGACAAGGGCUCCACGACCAUCCGCUUUCCACUUCAGCUCCUGGGGGACUGUAUGAUAGGGGAGGAGCUGAGCUCCAGACAGCAAUAUAUCAAAGGGACUAUUACUUCCAGUCAAGGUGUUCUCACCUUCAAAUUCAUCUUCCUGUAUGAAGCCACUGAUUGCCUGAAUAUGAUCAAAACCCUGUCUUCAGCAGAUACAUUAAGAGAGGCUGCUAAUCUUCAGGACUAUCCAACAGCCUCCAUCUACACCUACACCCACCCAUCAGCACCUCGGGUUCCCCGUUUGCUCAACACACUUCCAUAUUGGCCACCCCCCUAUCCUGGCCCACCAGAGUUACCCCCACCCUACUCUGAAGUGGAGUCAACAAGCCCAAGAGAGAGCCAAGGGGGCUGCUGCCACUGCAGGGCCCUGAGAACCCAAGAACAGACAGACAGGCAGAACUGAGGAGCCAGCCCAGAAAUAUUCCAUGGAGCUGGGACCAUGCAUCCCUGUGGACUAUUAAAUUAGAAUUGAUUCCUGGCCUCUGAUGGAUUUUCAGUCAUUCUUCUCCAUUCAGCCAGGCAGGAAGGGGGAACAUAGGUAUCAAGAAAUUCUUUAGUGCUCACCAUUUUGAAGCACACAGUGUGUGUAGGAGGUGAUCAUAGAACAAGGUGUUAUAAUACUGGACUGGAAGACAGAUCUAAUCUCAGCUGUGCUGGGGGGAGGGAUAGCUCAGUGAUUUGAGCAUUGGCCUGCUAAACCCAGGGUUGUGAGGGAGCCAUUUAGGGAUCUGGGGCAAAAAUCAGUGUGGGGAUUGGUCCUGCUUUGAGCAGGGGGUUAGACUAGGUGACCUCCUAAGGUCUCUUCCAACCCUGAUAUUCUAUGUGCCUUGGACAAAUCACUGUGUCUCAGUGUCCCCACCAAUAAAAUGGAAAUAAUGAUAGUGACUGCAGAGGAGGAUUGUAAGACUCAAUGAAUGUAUGUAAAUUGCAUUGAGAUUCUUGGGUAGAAAGCACUAGAGAAAAGCCAGGCAUCAUUACUACAAAUUUUAGUUGCUUAUAAAUGAACAGAUUUUGAGGGGAAGGGAUGGUGGCAUACAGUUGUGGGUGCUUCAAAGCUCUGAUACCCAGGCCAAGCAAUCAACAGAACCUCUUCUGUCAUAAGAGGUACUUCACUACAGUACAGUGAGCCCUCUAAUAAAUGACCACCCCGGGGCCAACAAAAAUCAGUUGCCUUGAAGAGAAAGGGCCAGAUUCUCCAGUCUUCAAAGGUGACUUUGCACCAUAUAAGUGGCACAAGGCAGCCAGAGCUGGCCAGUGGAGGAUUAUCCCUGCGAAGGGGAACUCUCCACUGGUGAAUAGUGAAUGGAGGCUGCCCUGCUGCCUCCUGUGUCAGCUGUUGCCCCCAGCGUCCCAACACAUGGGGAUUGAGGGUAUAUGUAAGGGACAAGGUGUGGCCAGGAGGCUCCACUAUGCCCAGUCUUCUACGAGUGUAAACUAGGGUUGCCCCUGAAUCAGAGAGAUGCAACACAGGGUGUUUAAAUAAAGAUUGAACAAAAUGAUGCUAGAAACCUUAGGCAUAUCGUUAAGUGGUCCCUGUAGACAGGAAGUAGCCAGCUGCAUCUGAAGUGGGUUUUAUGUCCAGAUAAAUCUGUUAGUCUUUAAGGUGCCACCGGACUCUCAGUUGGAGGUUGUACUUAGUGCAGGUUACAUAAUUUAUUAUGUAUUAUUCUUUAAACGCUGGUGCCCCAGAUAUCAGAUUGAAAGCCCCUCUAUGCACCACAUAGGUACAGAAGAGACAGUGACCAUGCAGUCUUUCCCAUAUUCUAUGCCUGCCCUGGAGGGAUCAUCUCUCGGGGCAUUACUAACACACAGGGAGACUGUAGCUUUGUUUAUUUCAGAGUGAGGGAGGCUCACAAUUAUUCUGUAAGUGUUAUUAGUUCAGCAUCCCUGGUCUCUCUACAACUUAAUGCCAGCUGUAUGGGGGAGGUGGACACUGUCACCAGAAAUGAGAGGCCUGAGAGCACUAACUCAUUUCUCAAGUGCCCACCAGCCAUUAAUGACUUUUAGUCACUAACAAAUCUUGGCCAACUGGCAAAUUCCAGGUGAUCUUUGUCACUGCUGUAAAGGAAACCUCCCCUGGGGAAAUCUUCUCCUCAGGGAUGAGUUCUCAGCGGUGCCCAAGACAAUGCGCUUGUUUGAAAUCUGUGAGAGAACAUAUGGGAAGUUGACUGCUGAUUGGCUGCUAUGGGGCGGGAAUGAUUUAUAAUUGUUUAAAUAGGAUUGAAAACCUCUGUAAUAUUUUGCUGCUUUUCCUAAUACCAUUACAGCCCUCUCCAUAGCAACCAGUUGAGACAUCAUAGACUUUGUUCCUGGCCUGAGAGGACUAAAAUUGUGAUCUGGGGGCAGGCAGGGCACAGCAGUGUGGAUGGCUAAGCUAAUGAAAAACAUUAACAAUGCUGGCCAUGCUGGAAGAAGGAUAAAGUAUCUAAGAAAGCAAGAAUUAAAUGAAGAGCAAAAAAAAUCAACUCAGUGGUAUUUACUUGGCAGAACAAUUUAAAAGUUUAAAUGUAAAGAUCAGUGGAAAGAAAGUGUAUUGAACUUCACAGCUGUCAGUUAGGCUGGCCACCACAGCAAUGUAGAACUUGAUGGCCACAACAGGGAGAGAACUCAGAUUCUCCUGCUCCAAGAUCGACUUUUGUUUGAGCUAAAGGAGACUCUCUAUUACAUGACAGCAGUACAGGGUCUAUGAUGCAGAGUGGACACUUCUGAUUCCAGCCUGUGAUGCCCUGGCCAGCUCAUUGCGGUAUUUUGUUCUAUUUUUUUAUUAGGAUCAACUAAUAAAUUAUUUGAUUAUUAUUAAUAAAAAUACCUAGCUCUUAUCUAGUGCUUUCGUAAGUAGCUCUCAAAAUGCUUUACAAUGGAUAUUAUCCCUAUUUUGCAGAUGGGGAAACUGAGGUACAGAGAGAUGAUGUAACUUGCCCAAGGUCGCACAUCAGGCCAUUAGCAGAGCUGGGAAUAGAAUCCAGGUCUUGAGUCCCAGCCCAUUGCUCUAUCCACCAGGCCCAGCUGGCUCUCUCAGUUAAACAAACACUGAUUUUGCCUGGGGGCAGACAGGCACCUAAUGCUUUAUAUUCCAAAGUGGGAGCUGAUACUGGUUUCUCACUGGGAGGGCUGCAAAUAAGGCCGGGGGUAAGGUCGACAUUGACUAACACGGUGCCAGGAUACUGUCAUCAGUCAAAGAAGUAAAUUAUGUCUCUCAUGAAAAAUAAACACAAAACAAAUUUCA